Molecule: messenger RNA, 781 nt
Organism: Xenopus tropicalis (tropical clawed frog)
Lineage: Eukaryota; Metazoa; Chordata; Amphibia; Anura; Pipidae
Gene: gabarap
Product: GABA(A) receptor-associated protein
Cellular component (GO): cytoplasmic vesicle membrane; autophagosome
Source: RefSeq, marked provisional
GGGCUCGGCCUGUUUAUUUCCUGUCAGUGUCAGUCCUGAAAACAACAGGAACCGAAACUCCAAUCGCAGUCUCGAACCGGUACCGCCCGGAGAGUCCGCCAUGAAGUUCGUGUAUAAAGAGGAACAUCCCUUCGAGAAGCGCCGCUCCGAGGGGGAGAAAAUCCGCAAGAAAUACCCCGACCGAGUCCCGGUUAUUGUGGAAAAGGCGCCCAAAGCGCGAAUAGGAGAUCUGGACAAGAAGAAAUACCUGGUUCCCUCUGACCUCACAGUGGGGCAGUUUUACUUCCUCAUUAGAAAGAGAAUUCACCUUCGUGCUGAGGACGCUCUCUUCUUCUUUGUCAAUAAUGUGAUACCCCCAACCAGCGCCACCAUGGGGCAAUUGUACCAAGAACACCACGAGGAGGAUUUCUUCCUGUACAUUGCCUACAGUGAUGAGAGUGUGUAUGGGCUGUGAGCCCCCCGUACCCCCCGUACCCCCGUGCCCCCCGCUUCAUCCCCUGUACCCCCUCCUGUCUGUAUGCCUCAGUGUGCCCGCCGGGGUGGGGCAGGAUUAUCUACCCCUCCUGGGGCAAUUUCAUAACAAAUAAGCGGAGAACAGAAUAAGUCCAACACAGAGGCGGAAAAGAUCCAGUACUACCCCCGGGGCAUUAGCCCCUUUCUUUUCUAUUGGACCCCAUUGCCAGAUGGGUGGAGCCGCGUGUGGCCCCUGGGGGCCCAAUCAUCAAUAUCAUUUAAUUUCUAUGUUGUGUGCACUUUGGAAGGAAAUAAAGUAUCUGUCUCA